Molecule: messenger RNA, 1175 nt
Organism: Otolemur garnettii (small-eared galago)
Lineage: Eukaryota; Metazoa; Chordata; Mammalia; Primates; Galagidae
Product: tripartite motif-containing protein 43B
Exons: 3
Coding region: 1-564 (187 amino acids)
Source: RefSeq, a predicted model, not a curated record
AUGGUUCAAGCACAUUACAUCUCCAACUCAGAUUGUCAGGCAUUAGAUGGCAUAGGAAGCCCAGAACCUAGAUCCCUCACCGUUUACCUGAAUGCUGCCUUCCACCUCCAUGAAUGCAGUCCUCCCGUCGAUGCAGUCCUCUUUGACUCUUCCAUCCCUCAGGGCAGCUCUCUCCGGAGAGAGAAGCUAGUAAAGCAGAUGAGAUCAGUAUGGGACAAGAUCCAAAAAAAUAAAAGAAACCUAAAUAAGGACAGAAUAAUAAAGAGAAGCUGCUCUGUCCAGCUGCAUAUGCCCUGGCCUGUGCAUCUAGAGCUCAGCAUCAGAACCAUCACUGGUCUGACGGACAGAGACAACCACUACCAAAUAGAGAUUUCUUUCAAUAAUGAAGUAAGCAAUCAUGACAUCAAACUGUUUCAUGAAGUGAGAAACUUCAGGUUUAGAUUUUACAAUCAAGAUGCAUCUUUGAAUGAUGACAGAUCUAACUAUUUUGCUGCCCAAGGAGACCAGGCCUUCACCUCUGGAAAGUAUUACUGGGGGCUGGAUGUGGAUGACUCUUUGGCCUGAGCUCUAGGGAUCUCUAGAGAUUCCUGAAUAAGCACUCAUGGCACAGGUGAGCAUGGAUGAGGCAGGAACCCAACUGUAAGUAUGGCAACUCCAUGUGCUAGGGAGCCCUUCUCACCUAAAGCAAAACUUUCUGUAGAAAGUUUUUCUACUUUCAUGGAAUCUCAUUUUAUUGUCAUAAAAUAAAAUAGUGUAAAAUGAAAAAAAAAAAGACUACAUGCAAAAAUUGGAGCCUCACUUGAGCUUUAUACAAUUCAAAAAUCCAACACUGAAGCUAUCUAGGGGCAAUCCCCUGCUCAUCUCGGGCAUCUAUAGUAUUUCUGCUGUACUUUACAUCAAUAGCAAAGAAAAAGAUAAGAAUGUUUAUCCUUUACUUAAAAUAUUUACCUAUUAAGACUUCAAAAUGCUACUUUAAGCUUAAGGAAAAAAAGAUAACUUGGCUUUCAAAACCCAAGUAGAACUAUAGGAUAGGUAAAGAUGGACUUGUGACCUGAUUGUGUACUUUACAAAACCGUAAGAGAUAAUUAUUUUGGAAACUGCUAUUUUCUUUAUACCUUUUUACACUGAUAGUCUAACUAGCAGUAGUAAAAUUUGCUUUAUUUUGGUUAAUGUUU